Pseudozyma flocculosa PF-1 is the source of this 1203-nucleotide messenger RNA. RefSeq lists its product as uncharacterized. Gene Ontology annotation, cellular component: mediator complex. NCBI's taxonomy places the organism in Eukaryota, Fungi, Basidiomycota, Ustilaginomycetes, Ustilaginales, Ustilaginaceae. Gene Ontology annotation, molecular function: transcription coregulator activity. The coding region runs from base 1 to 1203 and encodes 400 amino acids. Gene Ontology annotation, biological process: regulation of transcription by RNA polymerase II. The record is from RefSeq and is a predicted model, not a curated record. The transcript is spliced from 4 exons.
AUGCAGCUCUCGAGCCUUCGCGCCGCCAUCUACCCGUCUCUGCACCGCCAGUCCAUCGCCUACCGCCACAGGUUCGUCAACAUGGUCAAGCCCGACGACGAAGUCAUCAAGGAGUUCAACGAGCUCGUCAACAUGAGCGCCGACGAGCUCGAAAAGUGGCUCAAGUCCAAGGACUCGCAAGAGUCGGGAUGGACCGGCGGCGGCGGCGGCGGCGGCGAGACGGUCGGUCACGACAGCGGCAACAAGAUCACCGACAUCCUCCGCCGCAACCCGGACAAGAAGAAGGACAAGUACACCGACGAGGAUCUCAAGCACAUGCGCAAGGUCGUCAGCUACAACAAGCGCCACCUCGCACAGGAGGAGCACCUCAAGGAGUCCAAGAGCGAGGAGGAGCUCAAGAAGACCAAGAGCUACAAGAGCCUGAAGAAUGGCGAGCCAUCAUCACCAUCCACCUCUGCCGCAGCGGGUGCAACGACCUCGGCCGCCUUCCGAUCCGACGUGGCCCAGCCGACCGCUCUCCGCACGGGCAAGAUUGGAGGCGGCCAGGCGGCCGCAUCUUCGGCAGCGGUCGGGGCGGGCGACGCCGCGCUUGGGCCGAGCGGCCUGAUGGCGUCGCAAGAGUAUCUCGACAAGCUCGAAGAGGGCGUCAACAAGACCAUCGACGGCGACAUCGAGACGCUGCUCGAGAGCUUCAAGGAGCUCAUCUCGCUGGCCACGAUCGGAGACAAGGACAAGGUUCAAAUAGAGCAGGAGGCGUUCCAGGCCGACGCGCGGGCCGAUGCGAUGGUUCGUUCCGCGCAGAACCUGUCGCUGCUCUCGGAAUCGCUCAAGCUGUCGCUGCUGCUGUCCAAGGCGCCGGACCCGGCCCUCAAUGACGAGGCCAUCGAGCUGAUGAAGAGCACCGAGCUCGAAAAGGUCAAGUGCGCCCAGCUGCUGGAGCGCAUCCUCGGCCUGCCCGCAGGCGGGGGCGCCACCCUGGUCGACGAGCUCGAGGACAACGACGGCAUCGCUACGUCCGAGACAGCGCCGGGGUCAGGCAAGGGCGAAGGGGCGGCAGCGAGUCAAGGGACAGCCCAGCCACCAACGGCCGAGCAGGCGGCGCGCAGCCAUUCUCCGCCAGCGGCCGCUGCGUCCACGGGGCAAGUCGGCAAGGACGACGACGACGGCGAUGCGCUCGAGAUGGAGGACGUCUCGAUGGGGUAG